AUGUCAAAUAAAUUUCAUUGUGACGUGUGCUCAUCGGACUGUACGCACCGUGUUAGAAUAUCAUGUGCUGUUUGUCCCGAGUAUGACUUGUGUGUGCCUUGUUUCUCCCAAGGUCUAUACAACGGUAACCACAGGCCUUUUCAUGAUUAUAGAAUAAUAGAAACGAACUCAUACCCUAUAUUAUGCCCAGAUUGGGGUGCUGAUGAAGAACUUGCAUUGAUAAAAGGUGCCCAAUCAUUAGGUCUGGGUAAUUGGCAUGAUAUUGCCGAGCAUAUAGGAAGUCGAGAGAAAGAUGAAGUGAGAGACCAUUACAUCGAGUACUACAUCAACAGUCCAUUUUACCCGAUCCCUGAUAUCACAAAAGAUAUACAGGUCCCACAGGAAGAAUUCCUGAAUGAAAGAAAGACGAGAAUAGAGAAAUUUAGAGAUAGGCCAUUAGAGCCUCCGAAGAAGCCAAUGGCCUCCGUGCCGUCUUGUCAUGAGGUGCAAGGUUUCAUGCCUGGUAGACUGGAAUUUGAGACAGAGUUCGAGAACGAAGCAGAGGGACCUGUUAAGGACAUGGUCUUUGAACCAGAUGAUCAACCUUUGGAUCUGGAGUUGAAAUUUGCCAUUUUAGAUAUAUAUAGUUCGAGAUUGACAGUUCGUGCUGAAAAGAAAAGACUGUUGUUUGAGAAUAAGUUGAUGGAAUAUAGGAAACUACAAAACAUUGAUAAAAAGAGGAGCAAGGAGGCAAAGGAUCUAUAUAACAAGAUCAAGGCAUUUGCAAGAGUGAUGACAGCACAAGAUUUUGAAGAGUUCAGUAAAGAUAUUCUAGAAGAACUGCAAUGCAGAACUAGAAUACAUCAACUACAGGAAUGGAGAAGUAAAGGCUUAACCACGCUUGAAGCGGGAUUAAAAUAUGAAAGGGACAAACAAAGUAGAAUAUCGACUUUGGAAAGACUAGGUAAUUAUGGCGAUGCGUCAUUGGGUAAUUUGGGGUCAAGUCAGGCAGGUACACCGGGUGUUGCUGGAACAAGGUAUAGAUCUACCCCUGGACACAGAUCAAACACUGAUUAUUCCCAAAAUGGUACUGAUUCCAAUGGUAAAAAGAAAGGCAUUACUAUUAGUGACAUACAGCACGCAUCUGAUUACGGUUUGCUAUCACCCGAAGAACAACAACUAUGUAUCCAACUGAAGAUACUUCCAAAACCAUACCUAGCAAUAAAGGAAGUGAUGUUCAGAGAACUAUUGAAAACGGGAGGUUCGAUGCCCAAAAAGAACUGCAGAGACUUACUCAAUAUUGAUCCAGUUAAGGCAAAUAGAAUAUACGACUUCUUUCAACUACAGCAUUGGAUAUGA
Nakaseomyces glabratus is the source of this 1338-nucleotide messenger RNA. It is a transcript of the gene ADA2, whose product is annotated as chromatin-binding transcription regulator ADA2. Lineage: Eukaryota; Fungi; Ascomycota; Saccharomycetes; Saccharomycetales; Saccharomycetaceae. Gene Ontology annotation, cellular component: nucleus; SAGA-type complex. The record is from RefSeq and is a predicted model, not a curated record. Gene Ontology annotation, biological process: regulation of transcription by RNA polymerase II; chromatin remodeling. Gene Ontology annotation, molecular function: chromatin binding; protein binding; transcription coactivator activity.